GAUCUCACACAGUCAGAUAAGAGACCAAAAUAAGGGAGAGGGAGCGAGAUUAGCGAUCGAGCGACAAGCGUUUCUCGCAGAAAAACAAGCGUGGUAUCUGCAGAGGCCAGACACUCAGCGAUACGAAGUUCAAGCUCACUCUGAAUCUUCGUGUUGAAAAGCAACUAAAAAAGAUCACGCCUCUCAUCGUGGAAGAAGCACGAAGGUACAUCUGGACAUUGCAAGAGGCGGAUUGGGGUGAACGCGAGACCGAGAGCAUGGCAAACGCAAAAAAGCAAGGCUACGAGGACGGUUAUACAGAAUGUCUUGCAGAAGGUAGACGCAUCGCUUCAGCCGAUAUGGGCGAGAUCGAGUGCGAAGCCUAUGAUGAUGGCUAUUCCGUUGGUUACGAAGCAGGCAAAACUUUCGGGAUAAACUGGGCUGAGUCAGAGCACGAGACGAAGCUUCCAAGAAUCCAAGAAGAUGCAGAUUAUGCUCGCGAGACGAUCCUGCUGUGUACUAUCCAAAAGAUCGACUACGUGACGAAUGGAACAGUUCGACGGGUCUUUGCGUGUUGUCAAGACAUGACUUGCUUUGAGCACAAUAUGGAAACUGUCGUUGAACAUCAAUUCAAGUAUGGAACCGGGUGUCCACGCCUUUGUAGCAAAGAUGAACGGGGCGAUGAUACAAAUUGUGCGAAAGUGUAUGAUCGGGAACAAGCAGAUGGUGAAGCCCAGGGAUUUGAGAGAGGUCGGAAUGCGGGACACUCUCAGGGUCACCAGAAAGGUUACACGAAAGGGUACGCCAGGGGGUUCAUCGUGGGACAUUUGCAGGGGAACGAUGACAAUUGGGGGAGCGCAUAUAACGAAGGCUACGCCGACGCAAAUGCCGAAGAGGACGGACGACUGGAUGCAGCGUACAAAAAAGGAGUUGAUGCGGCUGAGGAAACUCUUAAGCCGAGACUGGCCAGUGAGCGCCAAAGUGGUAAAAACCUGGGCUAUAACAGCGGAUGGGAUGAUGGCUACGAGGCUCAUAAGUCCAUGCGCAAUCGUCAAGAGGCUGAAGAAGCCGCUGAAGCAUUUGCUAGUACGUGGGAUGUGGGCGGCAGCGGUGAAACCAGGGAUGAUGGCUGGGGACAGGCUGAUCAAUCGGUAGGAUGGGAACAGCUUGAUGAAUGGUGAAGCCACGCAGAUUACUAAAAAAAAAACUGAACAUGUA
Alternaria rosae is the source of this 1197-nucleotide messenger RNA. RefSeq lists its product as uncharacterized. The coding region runs from base 258 to 1160 and encodes 300 amino acids. The record is from RefSeq and is a predicted model, not a curated record. NCBI's taxonomy places the organism in Eukaryota, Fungi, Ascomycota, Dothideomycetes, Pleosporales, Pleosporaceae. The transcript has a single exon.